Daucus carota subsp. sativus is the source of this 4112-nucleotide messenger RNA. RefSeq lists its product as uncharacterized. The record is from RefSeq and is a predicted model, not a curated record. The transcript has 9 exons. Bases 83 to 3775 code for a protein of 1230 amino acids. NCBI's taxonomy places the organism in Eukaryota, Viridiplantae, Streptophyta, Magnoliopsida, Apiales, Apiaceae. Gene Ontology annotation, molecular function: ubiquitin binding; RNA binding.
CAUGCUCCAUAUGUGAGACAUACACACAUGUGUAUCUACAAAAACACGCACUCACACACCCUCGAAAAACACACACAGUGUCAUGGUUUCCGCAGACCAGCCACUGAAGAAACGAAAGCUCUACGAGAGCCACAAUUCGCCGCCUCAAAGUCUCUCCGACGAUGAAAUACAGCGCCGGCGACGGAACCAAGAGGAGAUUCGCAACGUUUAUGAACAUUAUAAGCUCUUGAAACAAUGUAUUUCGAACAAAAACCCUAAUUUUAUGCCCAAAUUGGAAGAAUCCUAUCUCGCUCUCCUCACCGCUUCUCGAGGAUGUACAAGUGUACAACGUAUUGUUGCAGAGUUUAUUCCUAGAUAUGCAUCAUUUUGUCCGACUGCUCUAGAAGCUGCUACCAAGGCUGUCAUCAAUAUACAUAAUUGCAGCUUAGCUGUGAUAAAUAGAGGAGAAGAUGGUGAUGGGGUUGCAUGUAGGACUGCCACUCUCUGCAUUUCUGGUCUAGUGGAGAUCUGCCAAGCUGCACAGUCAGAGGCACCAACGUCGUCUGUCAUUCAGCGCAUCUGUUCUAGUGUUUUCAUUGAUGUGCUCAGCUUCUUUGUUUCCACUUUUAAUGGAAUUGAUCUCUUUCAUAUUGUUGAUAAAGGUGUGCUUAAGAUGCAAGAUUCUACAUCAUUAUUUUCUGAUUUCAAGCAAAAAAUUUCAGCUGAAGACGAUAAUGAAGUGGCCAAGCUAUCCAAGUUACGUGCACUAAGCCUUAUCUGGAUUCUCUUUUGCUGUCCUAAAAAUGCACUUGCUGCUUCUUUUGAACUAUGUGACUCAGUGGCAACAGAGGAACUCCAUAAUCAUGGGCUUUACUUUCUUCGUCAGAUUACAAGUGAAUUUGAGCCAAAUGAUGUAGCUAAUCACGUGGAUUCUAAAAAGGGUGGAAUUGUAUUGUCUACAGAUUCCGACAAUCCAAUGCACGAAACGGAGGAGAUCACUCAUCAUGGGCUAGUGUCACACGACAAUCACAAGUCUGAUGGUCCACCUCUUAUCUUGAAGAAAUGCUUGCUGGGACUGGUUGUUAGCAAAAAUUUACCACUGAGAAAGUGGAUGUUCUUGAGGUAUAAGAAGUUCUGUACUUCCGCAUCAUCACAAGUUGCUUCCAAAAUCACCUCUCUUCUGGAGGAAGUGUUUCAGUCCUUUGCUGAACAGGUUAAGGCUGCGGAUGAUCAAUUAAAUAGCAUCGAGGACAAUUCCAUUGCAUCCAAGAAUUUCAGUGCACAAUAUUUGGGCCUCAAAAGACAGAAUUCUGAAAUUUGCAGAAGAGAUGGUCCGUAUGUUAAUAACUUGACUGAAAAGUUAUUAGAUCAAAAACUGACAGAUUCACGUCCACUGAUUUCUCCUGAAACCCCUAUGCGCGUAACAGUUGGAUCGAAUGUUGAUGUUGGAGGACCAAGAUCCAUGGAUUUUGACACAUCUGAUGCUGGGGAGGUAUUGCGACCCAGAUCCUCUACACCAAGAGACCUGUUAAAUAAUCAGAUGCAUUCUCCUAUUAGGAGAAAAUCAUUUGACAUGAGGAGUAAUUCAUUCGAAGGUUCUAUUGGCCAUUUACAAUUGCCUUUCGACUCUCCUCAACCUCAUAUGCCACUGCCAUCCCCCUCCACAAGUCACGGGAGUUGGUUCUCUGAUGGGGAUCCAGCAGCAAUGGAUAUUUUUUCAGCUUCAAGACGACUGUGGUUGGGUUCUUUGGGCCCUGAUGCAUCUGAAGCACUAGUCAGGUUCCAAUUUGAAAAGUUUGGUCCAACAGAGCAGUUCUUAUACCAUCCUUAUAAGGGAUUUGCAUCAGUUGAGUACAAAAACUUAAUGGACGCAGUAAGGGCCAGGGGAUAUAUGAGGGGAUGUGCUCCUUGGGGUGCUCCUCUCCAUGUAAAGUUCUUGGAUAUAGGAUUAGGCACAAGGGGGGCUAUAAAUGGUGUUGCAAUUGGUUCUUGCUGUCAUGUUUAUGUUGGAAAUGUUCCAACUCAAUGGGCCAAGGAUGAGAUUCUGCAUGAAAUUAAGAAAGUGGUUUACAAAGGCCCGCUUAUGCUUACUGAUCUUAGGAGUGAAAUGGCAGUACUUAUGGAGUUUGGAAACCCUGAAGAAGCAGCAAAUGUGAUGGCACAUCUUAGACAGUGGCGUAAGGAAAGCUGCAAGUAUCUUCUACCUUCAAAUGUUGGCCCGGCUAAUGCAAGAAUGCACUUGGAAAGUUCGAGACAUGGGCCCAUCACACCUGCUUACUUUAGAAGCAAGUCUGGUAAUAGUUUUACUGAAUCACCCCAUGCUCAAACAGUGCUUGAGAGUCCCUCUGAGAGUUACAGAACAAAAAUGUCAAGUCUGAGUACUUUACUUGCAUCAUUACGUGCAAAAUAUAAUAUUGCAUCUAACGGAAAUUAUUGUGAAAGCUAUAAUAACGGAAAUUAUCAAGCUGCUUCUGUGAGAGAAGAUGGAUUACCAACAAACACUCUUUGGAUCAGCCUCCCGAAGAGCAACUCCUCAGGUGUCACUGAUGAUGAGGUUAUGAUCAUCUGUAAUCUUGCACUAAGUGGAGUAGGCUCAGUUGUGAGUAUAACCAGAGCAUAUAUGCCUACGGGACUUGGUUGGUAUGUUGAAUGCAGUAGCAUAGAUGCUGCAAGUACCGUUUUGAAGAUUCUACGUGCUUCUCAAGGGAUUUUCUUCCAAGUUGAAUUUAGUUAUCCUGGGAAGCACCAUGGCACAUCUCUCCAAGUGAAACAGGAUAGCUGCAAUUCAGAUUCUCCACGAGGUAGUCGUGGGGGUUUAGUUGCUAAUGAACAAAUGUGGACGUAUAAUAAUCCUAAAACAGAAAUCUAUCCUGCACAAGGGACUCAUUCUUUCAUGACCACUGCAUCACAGGGACCACCUUUACCUCCACAGCCAAAUUAUGCAUCUUCAUCGAUGAGGCCUUAUUUUCCUCUAAGCAAUUGCUGGGAGGCACGGAGCUUGAGUAAUCCUCAUCCGCCUAAUCCAGCCUCAGUGGGUCUAGUUCCAACUAUUAUUCAUACUCCAGUGGUUCCGCCUCCAUUUCUACCUCCGUCUGUGACUCCUCUUACACAAAUGCCAGGAAGCUCAGUGCAGCAAUUUGAUCAGACAUUCUUUCGUCCCGCUGUGCCACCCCCUUUGAUAAACGUACCACCUCAGCCAGAGCUGGCACCUCCGUUGCCACCUCCACCAUCAUCUCCUCCUCCUUUACCUCAAUCUCUUCCACCUGUAGUUCCUCCUCCACCUAGUUCUCCGCCACCCCUUCCACCCAGGGAGUACUCUAAUGUGGUCAGUUCAGGACCAUGUAUAGCUCACAGUUGGCAGGGUACAUUGAGUAAAAGUGGGGUUCAUUAUUGUACAGUUAAUGCACAAAGGCUUCAUUCUGAUAUGUGCAAGUAUUCAAAUGCUUCCUCAGAACCUGCAGAAUGGCCAGCUAAAUUAGAUAUGACAAAGCGCACGGAUUUUCGACAUGUGAAGACAACUUUUUCUAGCACACCAGCACACAAAAGAGAAGUAUGCCAGUUGCUCCCUUCUGCCGCAGGAGAUUAUAAAGGAUUUCAGGAUUUUAUUUCAUAUUUAAAGCAGAGGGAAUGCGCUGGUGUAAUUAAAAUUCCAGCAGCAAGACCCAUGUGGGCGAGGCUCCUCUUCAUUCUCCCUUACUCACCUGAAGUAGUGUCCAUGCUCUCUAUUAGUCCAACUUCAACAGAUUGCCUUGUUGCUUUGGUUUUGCCGAAGGAAACAAAUUUUGAAUGGGUAUGACCUCUGAUCUACCUGAAAUUAGUGGAUUCUUGUUUAGCAAACAUUUUGUCAAUAGAUCAGCAAUAUGCCAGCUAUGGAAUGGUUGUUGAUGUGUACAUUAGAAUGUUAUCAUCAAUGUUAAGAACGUACAAGUUCAGUGCGUAGGAGCUACAUGAACCAUGUACUUCAGGCUCCUAGAUAGGAACUCUUAUGUUUAGUUUACUUGACCGUGAGAAGCAAUAGUUUUGUAUACUAGCUGAUAUGGUGUUUGUGUAGAUUUAGGGGAUUUAAUACCACAUCAGCAUCACCGUGGUUGUCCCAUUUAGAAAAUAAACAAAUAACAAAAUUUAUUUUUGAA